AUGGAAUGGACCGACGGAUUACUAUCAGCAGCAGUUCGAAGUUUUGUACAGUUUAACACUACAAUGAAUUCAAAGAAAGAUAAUGAUCUUAAACUAAGGUCAAGACUCUCAGAUUUAUCUAAUGUUUUCCAACUUGAUUCCUCUAAUACAGCAGAUAUUGAUGAUGAUAUUUUUAAGGAGCUGAUGAAGGAAGAUAAAAUUACAGAAAGUGAAAAGUUCGAUUGGCAAAUCCUUGAUGCUUUCUUUGAAUUCAUGGAUAAAAAUGGAGGCUUUGGACAAUGUGAAGAUUUGAAGAACAUUUCAACUAAGAAAAGUUUUCCAUAUUCAAAAGUUUCUCUUAGAUUCAAGACUAUAGCAAAGAGGGCUACAAAAACAUGGUAUCUGGAGAAGUUUCCUGAUAAAUUAAAGACAGUGAUUCAGAAGCUUUUCGUAUUUGCGUUUACUUGGGCAUUUGGAGGAACUUUAAAACGUGAAGACGAACAUGAAGAUGAUAUACUCUUUGAUUCAAGUUUUGAACCUGAUUCUCUUGCCAGAGUAACCUAUGACUUUGAUAACCUCGUUCAUGAAUUAUUUGAAAACAAUCCGCAAGUAGACAUUAACCUACCAACGGGCGACUGUUCUAUCUUUGGGUAUUUUGUGGAUCUACAGCAAGGUGAAUUCAUACCAUGGUCAGAACUACUUCCUAAUAUUCAGACACUAAUUCAAAGAGGAACUUCAAUACUAAGUGAUCCUGCGGGAUCCAGUGCCAGCCUCUUGAAGAUAACAGAAUACGGGGAGAGCAUUAAUUUCACUGCUACCAGAGACACAACGUGUCUUUCUUUUCUCAUAAGCCUUCUUUUAAAGAAUUUCUGCCCUGUACUUCUUACAGGAGACUUUGGUGUUGGGAAAACCAGUGUCAUUAAUCAAAUGCUUGCCAAAUUAGAGGGCUCAGGAGGCUUCGAUGUGAAAUAUGGAUCAAUUUUAGGAGAAGUCCUAUUAUAUAACGAAAUUAAAAAGUCAAGGUACCUGGGACAGAAUAUCAGCAUCUUGCUUUCUGAAACUCAGAAGACGGCAGCUGAAAGUCAAGAUAAGAUUACUAAAAAGUCAUCAAGAAGUAAAAGUUCAUUGGAAAAUGAGGAGAAAGGAGUUACAGUCUCUUCAAUAAAUUUCGGCAUCAAACUGACAGCUGCUAGAACCAAGGAGAUGAUCCUUAAGAAGUUAAAAAGAAGAACUAAAGACAUUCUUGGGGCCCCAAAAAGCAACAGGAUUGUAAUAUUCAUUGAUGAUCUGAAUAUGCCAGAAACAGAUAUGUAUGGAGCUCAGCCGCCCCUGGAAUUAAUCAGACAACUCUUAGAUUUGGGAGGAAUUUAUGAUACUGAAAAAAUUGCAUGGAAGGUUAUUCAAGAUCUGUCUGUAGUGGCAGCUUGUGUUCCUUCCACUGGUAGGAGGGAAAUUAGCCCACGUCUCCUCAAACACUUCUCCAUUCUGGUAUUGCCUCAUCCUCCUCAAAGUGCCCUGCGAACUAUUUUCCAGGCUCAUUUGGGAAUGUAUUUCUCCAUCCAUAACUUCACAGCCGAUGUUCAGAAAAGUAAGGAUCAAAUAAUAUCUUGCUCUCUGGCUAUCUACUAUCACAUAUGUCAGAAUAUGUUACCCACGCCCACGAAAUGUCACUACAUGUUUAAUCUUCGAGACAUGUUUAAGCUUCUCCUAGGACUGCUGCAAGCUGACAAGGCUGUUAUUAACUCCACGGCAAUGGCUGCUCUGUUCUUCAUUCAUGAAGCCACCCGAGUGUUUCAUGAUCGCUUAAUUGAACAUACUGAGAAAAAGCUGUUCUACCAGUUUCUUUCAAAGGAACUUGAGAAUUAUUUUCAGAUUGGGAUAGAUGGAAGUGGGAAAGAGACGUGUGCAACCUUAGCAUGUUAUUUGACGGACUACAAAGUGUACCAGAUGCCUUUUUCUCACAACUAUGCUUACAUGGAAUUCAAACAAGACUUUAAGAAGGUGUUUAUUCAAGCAGCAUUAGAAGGGAACCCCACAGCUUUGAUAGUGGCAAAUUUACACCCAGAUCAGGAGGCAUUUUUGGAAGAUUUGAACAGCAUUCUCAACUUGGGAAAAGUACCUGACAUAUUUGAAAACGAGGAGCUGAACUCUCUCACGCUGAAGAUUAGAUCUCUGGCUGAGCUGACCGAGCACACUGACAGUAGGCAAACUGUACUUUCGUUCUUCCAAAAGAAAAUACAUAAAAAUUUGCAUAUUUUUAUGCUCGUGAGUCCUGCAGGACCUAAUUUCCGGCAGAAUUGUAGAAUAUAUUCUUCUAUGAUUAGCGCCUGCACAAUCGACUGGUAUGAGAGGUGGCCGGAAGAAGCUCUCCUUGUUGUAGCUAAUUCUUUCUUAAGGGAAAAGGUGAACUUAGAGAACAGAAAGAACUUGAAAGAAAAACUUGCCCCAACAUGUGUCCAAAUCCACAAGAGCGUAGAAAACCUGAGCACAAAGUUCUUCCAAAAAACCAGAAGGCAUUACUACGUCACCCCCAGGAGCUACUUGCGAUUCAUGGACACAUUUGCGCACAUUUUGAGAUCACGCGAGCAAGAAAUGCAAACAAAGAGGAAUCGCUUCUCCAUGGGUCUCUCCAAGGUCCUGGAGGCAACCACUCUAGUGACAGAGAUGCAGGAGGAGCUCCUGGUUGUGGGCCCUCAGAUAGAGCAAAAAACCAAGGAAAAAGAAAUCUUAAUGGAAAAACUACAGAAAGAUUCACAAGUAGUUGAGAAAGUUCAGAUGCUUGUUAAACAGGAUGAAGAAAUUAUGGCAGAAGAAGUAAGAAUUGUGGAAGAUUAUGCUCAGACAACCGCCAGUGAGCUCAGCAGUGUGCUGCCUGCCGUGAACAAGGCGACCGUGGCGCUCAAAGCCCUGGAUAAAGCCGACAUCUCUGAACUGAGAGUGUACACGCGCCCCCCUUUCCUGGUGCUGACCGUCAUGAACGCGGUUUGUAUCCUCCUGCAAAAGAAACCGAACUGGACCACAGCAAAGUUGCUCCUUUCAGAGACUGGUUUCCUAAAAAGGUUGGUUAACCUUGACAAGGACAGCAUACCUCAGAAGGUUUUCACGAAACUGAAAAAAAUUUUAAUCAUACCCGAUUUCAACCCCCAAAAGAUUGCUCUAGUGUCUGUUGCUUGUUGUUCCAUUUGCGAGUGGAUUAUAGCUUUGAAUGACUACAAUGAAAUGCAGAAGCUGGUGGGCCCUAAACAAAUCCAAGUAGCUGAAGCUCAGAACGUUCUAAAAAUUGCACGGCAAAGGUUGGCUGAAAAACAAAGAGGAUUGCAGCUGGUUGAAGAACAUUUGCUGUUCUUACAGGCAGCCUACAAAGAUGUUGUUGCUGAAAAAGAAGUAUUAGCGAGUCGGAGAGAACUUGCCACUCGGCGCUUGCACUGUGCAUCUGUUCUACUAACUGCUCUGGAAGACGAGAAGAUUCGAUGGCAAAACACAAUCAGUCAAAUAGACAGCAAGUUGGAAGGGAUUCUGGGUGACAUACUCAUUUCAGCAGCGUGCAUCGUGUACAGUGGCGUGUUGACAGCAGAAUUCCGCGAGCUGAUUGUGAAUAAAUGGGAGAGUCUUUGCACUGAAAACAGUAUUUCUUUGUCUACUAACUUUUCUUUAAUUGAAGUCAUGGCACAGACACAGGAGAUCUGCCGAUGGCAUCACCAGGGGCUACCUCUUGGUCAGUAUUCAACAGAGAAUGCCAUCUUGAUCAAGAACGGCCUGCAGUGGCCACUGCUAAUUGACCCGCAUAAGCAAGCGUGUAACUGGAUCCGUCAGAUGGAAGGACCUAGGCUUCAGGAACUCUCUACUGAGGACAGCAAUUACAUCAAAAAAAUUGAAAACGCCUUGAAAACAGGAGGGAGUGUCCUCUUGCAGAAUCUCCCUGAAACACUAGCUCCGAGUUUGAAGGCAAUUUUGAAGAAGGCUAUCUAUCAGCGAAGAGGACAGCAUUUCAUACGGGUCGAUGAUAAUGAGAUUGAAUACAAUGCCCAGUUUAGGUUGUACAUAUCUACAGAAAUAAGCAACCCACAUUUUCCUCCGUCGGUGUAUAAUUUUCUUACUAUGAUCAACUUCACAGUAACAUUCCAAGGUUUACAAGAUCAACUCUUAUCUACUAUAUUAACCCAUGAAGUUCCUCAUCUAGAAAAUCAACGUUUCCAAUUAUUGGAGAGUAUUUCCCUUGAUGCUAUGACUCUUGAAGAACUAGAGGAAAAAACAUUAAAUUUACUGCAGAACACAAAAGGAUGUGUAUUAGAUAAUGAGGAAAUUGUGGACAUCUUAAGAAAAUCCAAAAUUACUUCAACUGAAAUUUCAAAGCGCAUCAAUGCAGCAGAAAAAGCAGAAAGUGAAAUUCAAGCAACACGUAAAAACUAUCUCCCUAUUGCUACGCGAGGGGCCCUGCUCUACUUCCUAGUAGCUAGUCUUACACAAACCAAUUGCAUGUACCAGUUCUCCCUAGACUGGUUUCGUCAAGUUUUUGUUUCAUCAGUAAUUUCCAAAAGCAAAGAACAAGAAGAACCCAGUUUGAAAAGGGAGAAAGUAUUUCUGAGAAAAGUGCAUGAAAUAAUAAAUUUCUCAAAAGAACCUAAGUUAAAAUAUGAGAAAAAUCCCUUACAGGAGCGCCUUAAAAAUGCAAUAGAUGUGUUGACAAGAAAUGUUUUUCAGGUGGUCUCUUCAGCUCUGUUUAACCAACAUAAACUCUGCUUCUCCUUCCUGCUUUGCACCACAAUCAUGCAACAUAAUGCUAAUGAAAGUCCACCUCCGGAUGACAUUGGAUUCCUACCAAGCAAAGAAUGGGACAUCUUCUUACACUCGGGCAUGCUGAUGAACACUGAAGGGGUGCUGCCCCAGCCUAAACUUGAUGGCUUAUAUGAAAUGUAUAGAAAUCAGCAUCUGCAGUGGGUCUCGAGUGUCAGGUGGAAGCAAUGUCAGUACAUCAGCAGCCUGCUAGAGCCCUUUUCUCUGCUGUGCAAGUCCCUGUUAUCUAACGUAGCACAGUGGAAUGCGUUUAAAAACAGCAAGGCCAUGUAUAACCUGAUGAGCACACCUUUCUCUUCAGAAAUCGCGUCGUUGAAGGAAAGUGAGAAAUCACAGGAGGGCACUGAACUUUUGAAUGAAAAUGAAGAAUUAUGUAGUCCUGUAACUUUUCCCUGGGAGAAACUCACUCCAUUUCAAAGACUGAUUUUGAUAAAAAUUCUUGGACCAGAACGUUUAAAGAGUUCAGUGAGGAAGUUUAUAACUGAAAAAAUAGGAAGUGAAUAUAUUCACAGAGCUGGGAUUAAUUUGAAAGAAUCCUUCAAAGACUCCAGUGCCAGAACCCCACUGAUCCUCAUUCACUCGCACGGGGUUGAUACCACCAAUACUGUCCUGAAAUUUGCCCAAGAGUUGAAGGGAACAACACAGCAUGUGACCAUGAUUUCUCUGGGCCAUAGCCGGGCAGCGAAGGCAGAAGGUCUCGUUGCUACGGCCCUGACCAAAGCCAAACAAUGGGUCUUCCUCCAGAACUGCCACCUCGCAGCGUCCUUCAUGCCAAGGCUUUGCUCUAUCGUAGAAUUAUUCAGUAAUCCAGAUGUGAAAAUAGACCCUGAGUUUAGGCUCUGGUUAAGCUCAGAAUCAGACAGUUCUUUUCCAAUUCCUGUUCUUCAAAAGAGUGUAAAGAUCGCAGUGGAAAAGCCCAUAGGAUUGAGAAGUAAUUUACUCAAGAUGCUUGGAUAUGGCAGGAGUGGAGAGGUGACAAAGGAACUGUUUGAAAAACCUGACUGUGGACCUUGGUGGAAAAAACUUCUCUUCGGCCUGUGUGUCUUCAAUGCUGUGAUCAAUGAAAGAAAAAAUUAUGGAAUAUUGGGCUGGAAUGUGGAUUAUAAAUUUAGUUCUUCAGACUUCGAGGUGGCCGUGAAGGUGUUGGAGAGCGCCCUGAGCGCGCAGCCCGCUGUCCCCUGGCGGUCGCUGCAGUACCAGCUGGGCGAGGUGGUUUACGGAGGCCGGGUGACGGACCCCUGGGACCAGCGAUGUCUGAGCACCCUCCUCCACAGGUUUUGUAACCCCGGCGUGCUGAGAGAGGACUUCAGUUUCUUUAGUGACGAGUCCGCGAGCCUCUGGGAGUACGUGCACAUGGUCCAGGCCUUGCCGGAGGACGACACUGCCGAGCUGCUGGGACUGCACCCUGAGGCCACCCGGGGCUGCAGGGAGAUCCAGGGCCAGAACUUCAUGGAUUGUCUCGUUGCCCUGGAGUCAGGAACUACCUGUCUCAGCCCCCAUGUCAGCCGCGAGCAGAGCAGCGACGAGCUGGUGAUGGAGAUGCUGUCGGGCCUGCGGAAGCAGCUGCCGCGGGCAGUGGAGAAGGAGGAAAGCACGGGGGCCCCGAGCACCUUCCGGAGCAUCGUGUCCAGCCCCAUGUGGGAGACUCUCCGUGAAGGUCACAAAGGCCACGAUCCCCUAAUCCAUUGUGUCUUGCUAACGUUACUGAACCAAGAAAUUGAACGAUUUGAUAAGUUACUGUUUGUUAUACAUAAAUCUCUGAAAGAUCUUCAACUCGCUAUAAAAGGAGAGAUCAUCCUCACCCUGGAGCUGGAGGACACGUACGACGCCUUCCUCAGAUCAAAGGUGCCAGCGCUGUGGCAGAAACACGCCUACAAGUCAUGCAAGCCCCUGAGUUCCUGGGUUAAUGAUCUCAUCCAGCGACUCAACUUCUUCAGUACCUGGGCCAAGAUGGCCCACGCGGCGAUCUACCAGCGGUAUAUGAGAUUUAUCACAGUUUGGAAGCACUCUAAGCCCAACCCCAAACAUCCUACGGAUGAAAAGGAUACUUUCUUUGAAGGAUUUCCUGCAAGAUACUGGCUCCCAGCUUUCUUCUUUCCACAAGCCUUUCUGACUUCAGUGCUGCAAGACUACGGAAGAGCCCAAGGACUAUCCAUAGAUGCCCUCACUUUUUCCCACCAUGUGAUCUCUGACACGGCUGAAAUCAAAGAGGAGGAGUUCUCCAUGACCAUCCAGAAGAAGCUCAACAUGGUCAGGAGAGCCUUUAAGGGCACAGACUCCACACACACUGGAGUUCACGUUUUUGGUCUGUUCAUCGAGGGGGCAAGAUGGAAUCAUGAAGAAAAAAUACUAGAAGACUCGCUGCCUCGUGAGAUAUGUUGUGAUUUUCCGGAAAUAUACUUCUUGCCAACAAAGAUUUCCGCUGAAACACCAAACACAUCUAACCAGACAGAUCCAGAACUCUAUACUUUUGAAUGCCCAGUUUAUCAGACCCCCGAGAGGUCGACUUUGGCAACCACUGGCUUCCUCUCGAACUUUCUAACAUCGGUGUAUUUACCCACGAAGAAACCGCCUAGUCACUGGAGCUCAAUGCAGGUUGCAAUGCUGUGUGAGAAGAAUGAAAAGUAA
This is a messenger RNA of Molossus molossus (Pallas's mastiff bat), 7401 nucleotides long. RefSeq names its product dynein axonemal heavy chain 14 (gene DNAH14). The coding region runs from base 1 to 7401 and encodes 2466 amino acids. The record is from RefSeq and is a predicted model, not a curated record. Lineage: Eukaryota; Metazoa; Chordata; Mammalia; Chiroptera; Molossidae. Gene Ontology annotation, biological process: microtubule-based movement. Gene Ontology annotation, molecular function: minus-end-directed microtubule motor activity; dynein intermediate chain binding; dynein light intermediate chain binding. Gene Ontology annotation, cellular component: dynein complex. The transcript is spliced from 47 exons.